Pangasianodon hypophthalmus (striped catfish) is the source of this 2086-nucleotide messenger RNA. Its product is annotated as collagenase 3. The record is from RefSeq and is a predicted model, not a curated record. Lineage: Eukaryota; Metazoa; Chordata; Actinopteri; Siluriformes; Pangasiidae. Gene Ontology annotation, cellular component: extracellular matrix. Bases 196 to 1599 code for a protein of 467 amino acids. The transcript has 10 exons. Gene Ontology annotation, biological process: proteolysis; extracellular matrix organization; collagen catabolic process. Gene Ontology annotation, molecular function: zinc ion binding; metalloendopeptidase activity.
AAGAAUUAGGAAGAGCAAUUGCCUUGUUUAACGAUUUGGGUGUAAACAUUUCCCUGAAAUCCGGAUUUUUCCUGCUUGAUCCAUUAAGCCAGUGAUUAAACCCAUUGCGCAAUAUGUCUGCAUCUGAAGCAUAUUUAAACCUCUCAGCCUCCGAGUCCAAACCAAAGCGGUGACGAUUCUCGAGGAGAAGACAACAUGAAGAUGUACUACACAACCUGCUUUCUCAUUGCUCUGGUGAUCACGGUUCAGUCAGGUCCAAUACCAAAGCAAGAAGAGCAAGAUGAUGCUUUUGCAGAGGCUUACCUGAAGAAAUUCUACAACCUCACUUCAUCCAAUAAUAAAGGAAGAUUCAGUCCGAUGAGUCUCAAGCUAGCUGAGAUGCAGAAGUUUUUUGGACUCACCGUGACAGGGACGCUGGACUCCAACACCCUGGAGGUGAUGAAGAAGCCACGGUGUGGAGUUGUCGAUGUGGGUGCGUACUCCACGUUCGGCGGAGACAGCAAAUGGCAAAAAACCCAGCUGACCUACAGGAUUGAGAAUUACACUCCCGACAUGUCUGUGGCUGAAGUGGACAACUCUAUCGAGAGAGCGCUGCAAGUCUGGGCUCGCGUCACUCCUCUGAGGUUCACCCGCAUCUACAGCGGUGUAGCCGACAUCAUGAUCUCCUUCGGGAGAGGAUCCCAUGGUGAUGCCUACCCAUUUGAUGGACCAUCUGGCACUCUGGCUCACGCUUUUGCCCCAUCUAGUGGCAUUGGUGGAGAUGCACAUUUUGAUGAAGAUGAAAGCUUCACCUUCACUUCCUCUAGUGGAUUUGUUUUGUUCCUGGUGGCUGCCCAUGAGUUUGGUCACUCUCUGGGUCUGUCGCACUCCAGCGACCCCGGUGCCCUCAUGUACCCGACAUACACCUACAGAGACCCAAACACAUUUGUCCUGCCUGCAGAUGAUGUCAAUGGCAUUCAGUCUCUCUAUGGCCCAAACCCCGAUAAACCUGUCGAACCCAGUAAACCCGAUCCACCUCCAGUCACCCCGAGCACCUGUGACCGCACUCUGGUCCUCGACGCUGUGGCAACUCUGCGUGGAGAGAGGCUCUUCUUCAAGGACAGCUUCUUCUGGCGCUUAUUUGGGACCAACACGGUCCAGCAGCAGCUGAUCAAGAGCUUCUGGCCCGAGGCUCCAGAUAAUGUCGAUGCUGCGUAUGAGAACACUGUGCAAGACAGGCUCUACCUCAUCAAAAAUCAGACAGUCUGGGCUUUCAGUGCUUAUGACCUUGUGAGUGGAUUUCCCAAGAGCCUUAGCAGCUUGGGUCUGCCUGUCAAGGUGAAGAAGAUCAGCGCUGCUCUUUAUGACCAAAACACUGGCAAAACAUUGUACUUCGUGGACAACAAUUACUACAGUUAUGAUGAAAACAAGAAGAAGAUGGACAUUGGAUUCCCCAAACUGGUGGAACAUGGCUUCCCAGGGGUUACUGGGAAAAUCACUGCUGCCUUCCAGUACAGGGGUUUCACCUACCUCUUCAGCGGUACACGUAUUUUUGAGUACAGCACUUCUACCAAGAAGGUGUUGCGUACGCUUGAUAACAACUACUUCUUGAAGUGCUAGUGGUUUUUUGACCCAGUGCCCAAUGUUGGAUUUGGGCUAUAGAGAAAUUAAACUUAUUUAUAGUUUACUGUAUUUUUUUUUUAUUUAUUUACUAUCAUAAGAAUUCGUUUUGAGAUAUAAUUCAAGAUCAUGUUUACUUUUGUUGUGUAAUGAAAAAUAAAGAUUGUAUGGAAAAAUUGAAAUUGUCCUUUGAUCUUUUAAAGUUCUACCUUAAACCUAACAAAAUGCCUGAGAUUCUUAUCCAUUUUUGUAAGAAAAAAAUAAAAAAUAAAUAAACAAAGCAGUACAACAGAAUAUUAAGAUGAGAUCAUAAUAAGAAGCAUGAUUGCAGUCAUUGAUGGCAAAGGAUUUGCAUCCAAGUAUUAAAAAUAAUCCUAAUAUUUAUGAUUAUGUUUGUUUGUCCAAUAACUUUUGAGCCUGUGAAAAUGGAGAGACUCUGUAAAAAAAUAUUAUUGUAAUUCCUACAUGGUUAAUGCAAUAUUUUUUG